Drosophila busckii is the source of this 4150-nucleotide messenger RNA. RefSeq names its product multidrug resistance protein homolog 49 (gene Mdr49). The record is from RefSeq and is a predicted model, not a curated record. Gene Ontology annotation, molecular function: ATP hydrolysis activity; ATP binding; ABC-type transporter activity. Gene Ontology annotation, biological process: transmembrane transport. The coding region runs from base 156 to 4076 and encodes 1306 amino acids. NCBI's taxonomy places the organism in Eukaryota, Metazoa, Arthropoda, Insecta, Diptera, Drosophilidae. Gene Ontology annotation, cellular component: membrane. The transcript is spliced from 8 exons.
CGUAUUUAAUUCAAAAAUAGCCGUUAAACGUUUUUUAUAAGAUAAUACAAAAUAAAAAACAAAACAAAAAAUAAAUUCCAUGUGCCUAAUUUGAGUGUUGGGAAUGCUUGUUGUUUCGCAAUUAAAAGUACAAAAUUACGAUCUCAAACAAAAGCAUGAUGAAUGAUGCUAAAAAAUCCAAUACUCAACUGCCUGGCGAGCAGGAUUUUAAAAGUGCGAAAGCCACUGGAAAUGUUGAGAAUAAAUACAAUUAUUUUUCGCUGUUUCGUUAUUCUACUUGCCUGGAGCGCUUCAUGCUAGUGCUGAGCAUGAUAGUAGCCACAUUGGGAGCAGCUCUUAUACCCUAUUUUGUGGUCAUCUACGGUGAAUUCACAGCGCUGCUGAUAGAUCGUACUGUUCGCGUUGGCACAUCCUCGCCCACUUUUAUUUUACCAAUCUUUGGUGGCGGGAAAACGCUCACCGAUGCGAGUGAGGAGGAGAACAGACAAGCUCUUAUAGAAGAUUCGGUAGCUUUUGGCGUUGGCAGUUUAGUGGGCGCGGUGAUUAUUAUGAUACUCAUAACGAUAUCAAUUGAUGUGGCGAACCGUAUGGCACUAAAUCAAAUCAAUCGCAUACGCAAAAUUUUUCUGGAGGCCAUAUUACGUCAGGACAUGAGCUGGUAUGACACCUCUUCGGGAGCCAAUUUCGCCAGCAAAAUGACUGAGGACCUAGACAAAUUAAAAGAGGGCAUAGGAGAAAAAGUGGCUAUCGUUACGUUUCUCAUAAUGACCUGUUUAUUGGGCGUGGUGGCCAGCUUCCUCUACGGCUGGAAGCUGACCCUAGUGCUGAUGAGCUGUUGUCCUUUUAUAAUGGCGGCUACUGCUAUGGUGGCUAAGAUACAAAGCUCGCUAGCGGAGAAGGAGUUAAAAGCAUAUUCGGAUGCAGGUAAUGUGGCAGAGGAGGUAUUUAGUGGCAUUCGAACAGUACUGGCCUUUAGCGGGGAGCGUGUGGAAAACGAACGUUUUUCCAAGCUGCUUCAGCCAGCAGAAAGUACGGGACGAAAGAAAGGACUCUAUUCCGGCAUAAGUGCGGGUAUAAUGUGGCUGCUCAUAUACAUCUGCAUGGCCAUUGGCAUUUGGUAUGGCGUCGACUUAAUACUGGACCAACGCGAUUUGCCCGAACGGACAUAUACGCCGGCUGUGCUGGUGAUAGUCAUGUUUACGGUCAUCAAUGGAGCGCAGUACUUGGGUUUCUCUAUGCCGCAUGUGGAUUCUUUUGGCGUAGCCCUAAGCGCUGCACGCAAUCUAUUUAGCAUUAUUGAUCGGGCUUCAGAAAUUGAUCCGUUAGCGGAGCAGGGCCUAAAGCCGGCAAGCAUAACAGGACGUCUGCGCUUUGAUAAUAUACACUUUCGUUAUCCUGCGCGUCCAGAUGUGGAGAUCUUAAAGGGCUUGUCAGUGGACGUAGCGCCAGGCCAGACUGUGGCAUUUGUAGGAGCAUCCGGCUGCGGCAAGAGCACUGUUAUACAAUUGAUGCAGCGCUUUUAUGAUCCACUGCAGGGUAGCGUACAGCUGGAUGGACAUGAUUUGCGCGCAUUGAAUGUGGGUUGGUUGCGCUCACAGAUUGGGGUAGUGGGUCAAGAGCCAGUGCUCUUUGCCACCAGCAUCGGCGAAAAUAUACGCUUUGGCAAGCCGGACGCCACACAGGCGGACAUUGAGCGUGCCGCACGUCAGGCCAAUUGUCACGAAUUUAUCAGCAAGCUGCCCAAGGGCUAUGAUACCAAAGUAGGUGAGCGUGGGGCUCAAAUGUCUGGCGGUCAAAAGCAGCGCAUUGCCAUUGCGCGUGCGCUUGUGCGUAACCCGAAGAUCUUGCUGCUGGAUGAGGCCACUUCGGCGUUGGAUCCCACGUCGGAGAAGCGGGUUCAGGACGCUUUGGAGUUGGCCAGUCAGGGACCCACUACACUCGUUGUGGCGCAUCGCCUCUCGACUGUUACAAAUGCCGACAUGAUUGUGUUUGUAAAGAACGGUGUGGUGGCUGAGCAGGGCACGCAUGAUGAGCUUAUGGAAAAGGGUGGCUUGUACUAUGAACUGGUGCACAUAACCAAGCGCAAGGAGUUGGAGCUGAAGCAGGCGGAUGCAGAGACUAACACGCAGCGUCAGUCCAAUGCAGAUGACAUUAUCACGGAGGAUUUCAGCGAUGAGGACGAAGAAGAUGCUGAGGGUAAAGCAAAAGGCCAUACGGAAGGCAAGGAGGAUAUACUCAGUGUGAGCUCGAGAAGCAAACGUGGUUCCAAGCGUGCAAAGAAUAAAAAGAAACAACAGGCGGCAGAAGAAGAAAUACAAAACGUAUCCUUCAUGCAGCUGAUGAGGCUGAAUGCACCCGAAUGGCGUUACAUAGUGCUGGGCUGCAUUGCCGCCUCCAUACACGGAACAACGUUUCCACUCUGGGGUCUCUUCUUUGGCGACUUCUUUGGCACACUAUCUGACGGAGAUGCGGACAUUAUUCGUCACGAGGGCAACAAUAUAUCCUAUAUAUUUGUGGGCAUAGGCCUAAUGGCUGGACUGGGAACAAUGUUCCAGAGCAUGAUGUUCACUACGGCGGGUGUGAAGAUGACUACGCGACUGCGGCAGACAGCUUUCAAGACGAUUAUGUCACAGGAGGUGGCGUUCUUCGAUGAUGAGCGCAAUGCUGUGGGCGCACUCUGCGCAAGACUCGCCUCCGAUUGUUCCAAUGUGCAGGGGGCGACUGGGGCACGCGUUGGCAUCAUGUUGCAGGCGGUUGUCACAAUGGUCGCGGGAAUGAUAGUGGGCUUUGUCUACUCCUGGCAACAAACGCUGCUCACGAUUGUUACAAUUCCAUUUAUAUGUUUGUCUGUCUAUCUGGAGGGGCGCUUUAUCGCGCAGAGCGUUCAAUGGGCGCGGACAGCCGUUGAGCAGGCCUCUCAGGUGGCCGUCGAAGCCAUCGCCAAUAUACGCACUGUGAAUGGACUGGGUCUGGAACGUCUGGUGAUCGAGCGCUAUACGCAGCAAAUUGAUCAAGUAAAUCUUGCUAGUCGACGCAAGGUGCGCUACCGUGGAGUAGUGUUUGCCUUGGGGCAGGCAGCACCUUUUCUAGCGUACGGCAUUAGUUUGUAUUACGGCGGCAUGUUGGUGGCAAAUAAUGGCUUGCACUAUUCGAAUAUAAUCAAGGUGGCUGAAGCCCUUAUCUUUGGCUCUUGGAUGCUGGGGCAAGCCUUGGCCUAUGCGCCGAAUGUGAAUGAUGCCAUACUUUCUGCCGGCAGGCUAAUGAAGCUUUUCGAGCGCACGCCCACGCAGUCCAAUCCUGCUCAGAAUCCCUAUAAUACGGCUGAGAAAUCGGAGGGUGACAUUGUUUAUGAUAAGGUAGGCUUUGAGUAUCCCACGCGCAAGGGCACGCCCAUAUUGGAGAACUUGAAUCUCACGAUAAAGAAGAAUACAACAGUGGCGCUAGUUGGACCCUCUGGAUCUGGAAAAUCAACUUGUGUGCAACUGCUGCUGCGCUACUAUGAUCCAAGCUCCGGCACGGUCAAUCUAAGUGGCGUGCCCAGCACAGAUUUUCCUUUGGAUACACUACGUUCGAAGUUGGGUCUGGUGUCGCAGGAGCCAGUACUCUUUGAUCGCACCAUUGCUGAGAAUAUAGCGUAUGGCAACAAUUUCCGUGACGAUGUGCCCAUGCCGGAGAUUAUUGCUGCUGCUAAGCAGGCAAAUAUACAUAACUUUAUCAGCUCGCUGCCACAAGGCUAUGAGACGCGCGUGGGCAAGACCUCACAACUAUCCGGCGGACAGAAACAGCGCAUUGCCAUUGCACGCGCUUUGGUGCGCAAUCCCAAGAUUUUGAUACUCGACGAGGCCACCUCGGCGUUGGACCUGGAGAGCGAGAAGGUAGUGCAACAAGCGCUGGAUGAAGCGCGCGCGGGACGUACCUGUGUAACCAUUGCGCAUCGUCUGAGUACGGUGCGCGAUGCGGAUUUAAUUUGUGUGCUUAAGAAGGGCGUCGUGGUGGAGCAGGGCACACACGAGCAGCUAAUGGCGCUCAAUUGCAUCUACGCCAAUCUCUAUAUGAUGCAACAGGUGGCGGGUUAGGUAUAUGAAACUUCCGGUUAGUGUAAGUCGCAAAUUUUAUAAUUAAUAUUUAGUAUUUAGGUCUUUAAAUACUU